UCUCGACCUCUCAGCUCUGUGCAAGUCUGCACACCCACACAUAUAUAUAUACUCAUAUAUAUAUAUAUAUAUAUAUAUAUUUACAUACACAUACAACUUUCCCUGACACUUUUUCGUUUAAAUAAAGAAAAAGAUAAAAAGUUUUUUUCUGUGAAUUGAUAAUUGAAUCAAUCGUCAUAGAAGCAGAGAUUCAACCUUCUCCUCCUUUCUUUAUCUUUCCCUCUCACAAACAGAAACUUUUCAAAAAAAAAAAAAAGAAGAAAAUCACCGAAACGAUGGCGUUUCACCACAAUCAUCUCUCUCAAGACCUCUCUUUCAAUCAUUUCACCGACCAAGACGGACCUCCUCCGCCGCCUCCGCAACAGCAGCAGCAGCAGCAACAUUUCCACGACGCUCCGCCUCCUAAUUGGCUCAACACGGCGCUUCUACGCUCAGACAACAACAACUUCCUCAACCUCCAAACGUCCGCCGCCAACACCACCGCCGCAACCACCUCCGAUUCUCCUUCCUCCGCCGCUGCUAACCAGUGGCUACCCCGUUCCUCUUCCAUCCUCCAGCGUGCCGAAAACAACAACAGCUCCGGCGCCGCCGUUGUCGUCGACGAAGGAGGAGCAGAGACGAUGAUCGGCGGCGAGAACAAGAACGACGGAGGAGGAGGAGGAGCUGCGACGGCGGCGGAGGGAGUAGUGAGCUGGCAGAAUGCGAGGCAAAAGGCGGAGAUACUCUCCCAUCCCCUCUACGAGCAGCUUCUGUCGGCGCACGUCGCGUGUCUGAGAAUCGCGACGCCGGUUGAUCAGCUUCCGAGGAUCGACGCGCAGCUUGCUCAGUCGCAGAACGUCGUCGCGAAGUACUCUGCUUUAGGCGCCGGCCAAGGACUCGUCGGCGACGACGACAAAGAGCUUGACCAGUUCAUGACGCAUUAUGUUUUGCUUCUGUGUUCUUUCAAAGAGCAACUUCAACAACACGUGCGUGUUCAUGCAAUGGAAGCUGUCAUGGCUUGCUGGGAGAUUGAGCAGUCUCUUCAAAGCCUAACAGGCGUGUCUCCGGGAGAAGGCACGGGGGCAACAAUGUCUGAUGAUGAAGAUGAACAACAAGUAGAGAGCGAUGCUAAUAUGUUCGAUGGAGGAGGAGGCUUAGAUGUAUUGGGGUUUGGUCCUCUGGUUCCUACUGAGAGCGAGAGAUCUUUGAUGGAGCGUGUUAGACAAGAACUCAAACAUGAACUCAAACAGGGUUACAAGGAGAAAAUAGUAGACAUAAGGGAGGAGAUACUGAGGAAGAGAAGAGCUGGGAAGUUACCAGGAGACACCACUUCUGUUCUCAAAGCAUGGUGGCAAUCUCAUUCCAAAUGGCCUUACCCUACUGAGGAAGAUAAGGCGAGGUUGGUGCAGGAGACAGGUUUGCAGCUAAAGCAGAUAAACAAUUGGUUCAUUAAUCAGAGAAAGAGGAACUGGCAUAGCAAUCCAUCUUCUUCCACUGUCUUGAAGAACAAACGAAAAAACAAUGCAGGUGACAGUAGCGGAAGAGAGCGUUUCACGUAGAAAGAACAAAGUAUAUGGAGUGAAUUUUGGAGCUGGGUUGGAUGGGAUUCGAAGCUGUGUUUAGGGGUUAAAGUUGGGUUUAUACAGGAGAGGGGACAGUAUUAGAAAGCAACUUUUUGUGCAAUUACAACAUAGUACGUAGUUUGGUUAUGUGAUGCCAUAUAUUUAUUAGUAGUACACACAAACCAAAGAUGAAAAAGAUGAUUCAGGCUUUUGUUUGAUGUUUAUUAUGAACCAUCAUAACUUCAUCAGCAUAGUAUCUUGUGAAUAAGACAGUGAAUGGAGGGCUUUGGGAUGCACAGUUUCUAUAUAAAGAAACAUCUCCAGACUUGGUAGGCUUUAAAGUAUUCAAGUGCUUUUGUUUUAUUUAUUGCGUAAUACUUGGGAGUAAUACUAAAAAGUACAUGUGGUUCAUUUGC
Molecule: messenger RNA, 1957 nt
Organism: Brassica napus (rape)
Lineage: Eukaryota; Viridiplantae; Streptophyta; Magnoliopsida; Brassicales; Brassicaceae
Product: homeobox protein knotted-1-like 3
Exons: 6
Coding region: 276-1538 (420 amino acids)
Biological process (GO): regulation of DNA-templated transcription
Cellular component (GO): nucleus
Molecular function (GO): DNA binding
Source: RefSeq, a predicted model, not a curated record